UUCCUGUAAGGUAGCGCUGCAGCAGUAGCUCACAUCUUCCAAUUUUUUUGAACUGCGCGGUUGGGUUUGCGUCUGGUUGGUGUUAACGUUAACGGCACUUAUUCCGACUUCCGACUGAACAGAGAGAGAUCCUGUAUUCCUGUAUUAACCGACCCGAGUGUCUUGUGGUAAUUUUUUUCAAUCCCCCCCACUAUAUAGUAGUGGGUCGCGUCAGUGUGUAUAAGUGUUCCUGUGCAUUUGAGCAAGGAAAAGUGUGAAGAAUCUGUUAGCUGAAAGAAAGCGCAACUUUAAAGAGAAAAAGCAGAAACGAAAUGGCCACCGAAGUAGCCCAAAUACCCGCUGAGGAAACGCCUGCCGUUGCGGCGCCCACAGAGAAGCCAGCCUCCGAACAGGCGGAAAAACCUGCUGCCAGCGAGCCUGCUGCUGCCGCGCCCGCCGUCGCUGCUCCGGCUGAAAACGAAAACGCCCAAGGAAACAAAGAGGACGGCAAGGCGGCGUCCAAGGAAAACGCUGAUGGUGCCGCAGACGGGGAGGCCAAGAAGGACGGAGAGGCAGCGGCUGCUGCAGCGCCGGCCAAAUCGGAGGCCCCUCCCGCACAAAAGUUCAAUGUGCACAAGACCAACUUCGAGAAGGACAUCAUCUAUCUGUACCAGUUCUCCAGGACUCCAUUGCUGCCGUCGCUGUCGCCCUACUGCUUGAAAGUUGAGACCUGGCUUCGUCUGGUCGGUCUCAAGUACGAGAAUGUCGAUCAUAAGAUGCGUUUCCGCUCGAAGAAGGGUCAGUUGCCUUUCAUCGAGCUGAAUGGAGAGGAAAUCGCUGAUUCGGCCAUUAUCAUCAAGGAACUGUCGUCCAAAUACGAGAAGAAUCUGGAUUCCGGCCUAACCGCCGAGCAGCGCAACGUGUCGUAUGCCACCAUCGCCAUGCUGGAGAACCAUCUCAUCUGGAUCAUCUUCUACUGGCGCGCCAAGUAUCCGGACAGUGUGCUCAAGGGCUACAAGGUCAAUCUGCAGCACGCCCUCGGAUUGCGUCUGCCCAACUCCAUCUUGAACUUCUUCUUCAAGAUAACCUUUGGUCGCAAGUGGUUCCAGGGCACGAAAAAGUUGAAGGCGCAUGGCAUCGGCGUCCACAGCGCCGAGGAGAUCGAGGAGUUCGGCAAGGACGACCUGAAGGUCCUCAGCGAGAUGCUCGACUGUAAGCCGUUCUUCUUCGGCGACGAGCCGACCACCCUCGAUGUGGUGGCCUUUGCGGUGCUCUCGCAGCUCCACUAUCUGUCCAAGGAUAUCGCGUACCCGCUGCGCGACUACAUGACCGAGAAGUGCCCCAACUUGAUUGGACACGUGUCGCGCAUGAAGGACAAGUGCUUCCCCGACUGGGAUGAGAUCUGCACGAAGCUGGACCUCAAUGCGCACAUUCCCAAGCCAGAACCCGAGACCAAGGAGGGCAAGGAAGGUGGCGAGCAGGAGAAAUCAAAUGAGCAGGAGGGCCCCGAGGGCGAUAAGAUCGAGAAGGAGUUGGAGAAGGACAAGUCGAAUGAGAAGGAGUCGACCGAGGAGAACAAAGAGAAGGAGGAAACAAAGUAAAUUCGCCGUUAGUUGUAUUCAUAUGUAUAUCCCGAUAUAUAUACAUAUAUACAGACGAGUCGGAAAGUCGAAGGAACGAAGGAAGAAAGGAGACACCCACAUACACACACAUUAUAUAUAUAUACAUAUGUAGUACGAUACUAUAUAGUAAGGCCCUAUAUAGCUAGGCGCUGCGCUCUCAUAUAUAAGCAUUCAGACAUCGGACGACAAGCGUUUUCUAAGAGAAGAGAUCAGUAUAGAAGAAGACCCAUUUACAUUUAAAGUGAAAACGAAAGAAAAACCUAGGACAACUGUAAAGCAAAAAGCAGGCACAGACACAGAACUCUCACCAUCAGCAUCCGCAACAGAACGAUCGAUCCACUAAGUAAAACGAAAAGCGCAAGCAAAUGCGGAAAAACGUAAAACAAAAAAGUAAAAAAAAAACGUAUAUAUAUACAAUAACGUAACGUAAAAACUUUGGACAUCUUUUUUUUAUAUAUAUACACGAUGACGUUUGUAUUACAAGAACAACAAAACAAAAAACCACAAAAAAUUAACAAAAACAAAAAAAACCAAAAAACCCCAAAAAAAAAAACAAGAACCGUAAAAAAACAUUUAGUAUAAAAUUAUAAAAGUUUAUACGUAUAAAUAUUAAGAGGAGAGGACGACGGACAGAGGGAAAGAAAUUAUAAAAAAUUAGUUAAAGAACUCGAAUAAAACAUAGAAGGAGAAGGAGAAGAAGAAGAAAAAGAAGUGAGCAAAACGUGAGUAAAAAAUGAGAGAGUAAAGAAAAGGAAGCCAGAACAGAACAGCAUACAAUACACGCAUUAAUCAUUAGUUUACAUUCAAAGGCGAUCUAUAUAAUACACACAUACACACUCUACACUCUCAUCCAGAUACACAAACUAACACAGACACACAGCUACACUCACAUAUAGCAUAUGCAGCAAAAAAUUGCAAAAGAACACGAUGGUAUUGUUUACUCUUCCAAAAUUUGAUUAAGCUUAAAGUAAAUCCCGGAACAAGUACGAUGGAUUGGGUAGGACGAUUAUAUUAUACAUAUA
This is a messenger RNA of Drosophila pseudoobscura, 2623 nucleotides long. It is a transcript of the gene fax, whose product is annotated as failed axon connections. The transcript has 5 exons. Gene Ontology annotation, cellular component: cytoplasm. The record is from RefSeq and is a predicted model, not a curated record. Lineage: Eukaryota; Metazoa; Arthropoda; Insecta; Diptera; Drosophilidae. Bases 312 to 1580 code for a protein of 422 amino acids.